This is a messenger RNA of Microplitis demolitor, 760 nucleotides long. Its product is annotated as calcium load-activated calcium channel. The record is from RefSeq and is a predicted model, not a curated record. Bases 117 to 668 code for a protein of 183 amino acids. Gene Ontology annotation, biological process: endoplasmic reticulum calcium ion homeostasis. Gene Ontology annotation, molecular function: calcium channel activity. The transcript is spliced from 4 exons. Gene Ontology annotation, cellular component: endoplasmic reticulum membrane; cytoplasm; endoplasmic reticulum. NCBI's taxonomy places the organism in Eukaryota, Metazoa, Arthropoda, Insecta, Hymenoptera, Braconidae.
CUCGGUGACGUUGACUAAAUUUAAUUCUACAUGUUCUAAUCUUAUUAUUAUAUAUAUAUUUUAUUUUAAUAUUAGCAAUAAAUUUAGGUGAUAGUAAUUUAUUUAAAAAAUUAAUAAUGUGGGCGGAUACGGUAUUAAUUGUAUUUAUAAGUGUCUGCACAGCUUUGCUAGGAGAAGGGUUGACGUGGCUCAUGGUGUACAGAACUGAAAAGUAUCAAAAACUUAAAACUGAAGUUGAAAAACAGAGCAAAAAACUGGAAAAGCGUAAAGAAGCACAUGGAGAUUCACUGGACAAACAGCAGAAGAAAAAAAUAGAAAGAGAAGAAGAGAGAUUAAAAAAUAAUAAUCGUGAUCUGUCACUAGUUAAAAUGAAAUCAAUGUUUGCUAUUGGGUUUGCAUUUACGGCAUUGCUUAGUAUGUUCAAUAGUAUAUUUGAUGGUAAAGUUGUUGCCAAAUUGCCAUUCGUUCCCAUCACAUGGAUCCAAGGAUUGUCGCAUAGAAAUUUACCUGGAGAUGAUUUCACAGAGUGCUCAUUUAUUUUUUUGUAUAUUUUAUGUACUAUGAGCAUCAGACAGAAUAUUCAAAAGUUACUUGGGUUCGCGCCAUCAAGAACGGCCAGCAAACAAAGCGGAAGUAUUUUCGGGCCACCACCUCAACAAUUCAAAUAAAAAUUUUAAAAAAUGAACAAUCAGAACAAAAAUCCUUGUGAGAUAAUUCCCGUAAAUAAUUUUUUAAGUAAAAUAAAUUUAUGAAAUAUUAA